This is a messenger RNA of Gadus morhua (Atlantic cod), 5186 nucleotides long. RefSeq names its product calcium/calmodulin-dependent protein kinase (CaM kinase) II gamma 1 (gene camk2g1). Gene Ontology annotation, biological process: protein phosphorylation. The record is from RefSeq and is a predicted model, not a curated record. Gene Ontology annotation, molecular function: calcium/calmodulin-dependent protein kinase activity; ATP binding; calmodulin binding. The transcript has 23 exons. NCBI's taxonomy places the organism in Eukaryota, Metazoa, Chordata, Actinopteri, Gadiformes, Gadidae. The coding region runs from base 222 to 2078 and encodes 618 amino acids.
UCAACCCAUCACGGAUGCACGAGCAUUGGCGCACGCACGUACACACACCUACCUCCUGCGCUCUGCAACCCCUCCCGUCUCUGCUUUUCCUCUAGUCUCUUCAGCUUUGCCUGUCAGUAAGGUACUACUCCACUGUUGGAGGCUUCCCUCCCCCGGACUGUGUACGAGAGCAAGCCGCUGUCGUACCCUGAGGCACGGAGCUCUACUCUUACAGAUUAACCAUGGCUACAAUCGUGACUUCGACCAGGUUUACCGACGAGUACCAACUCUACGAAGAGCUCGGGAAGGGAGCGUUUUCAGUGGUGCGUAGGUGUGUGAAGAAGUCGUCAGGACAAGAAUAUGCCGCAAAAAUCAUCAACACUAAGAAGCUGUCUGCUAGAGACCAUCAGAAACUGGAGAGGGAAGCUCGCAUCUGCCGCCUCCUGAAACACUCCAACAUUGUGAGACUCCAUGACAGCAUUUCAGAGGAAGGCUUUCAUUACCUUGUCUUCGACCUGGUGACAGGAGGGGAGCUUUUCGAAGACAUUGUGGCCCGGGAGUAUUACAGUGAGGCCGAUGCCAGUCAGUGUAUCAGCCAGAUCCUGGAGAGCGUCAAUCACAUCCACCAGCAUGAUAUUGUGCACCGGGACCUCAAGCCCGAGAACCUGUUGCUGGCCAGUAAGAUGAAGGGAGCUGCAGUGAAAUUGGCGGACUUUGGCCUGGCUAUUGAGGUCCAGGGAGACCAGCAGGCCUGGUUCGGCUUUGCGGGCACCCCUGGCUAUCUCUCCCCUGAGGUCCUGAGGAAGGACCCCUAUGGAAAGCCUGUGGAUAUCUGGGCCUGUGGUGUAAUCCUCUACAUCCUCCUGGUGGGAUACCCUCCAUUCUGGGACGAGGAUCAACACAAGCUCUAUCAGCAGAUCAAAGCCGGGGCCUACGACUUUCCAUCCCCCGAGUGGGACACGGUGACCCCGGAGGCCAAGAACCUGAUCAACCAGAUGCUGACCAUCAACCCGGCCAAGAGGAUCACAUCCGAGCAGGCCCUGAAGCACCCAUGGGUCUGCCAACGCUCCACAGUAGCGUCCAUGAUGCACAGGCAGGAGACCGUGGAGUGUCUCCGCAAGUUCAACGCUCGCCGGAAACUCAAGGGAGCCAUUCUCACCACUAUGCUGGUGUCUAGGAACUUCUCAGUGGGCCGGCAGCAUACCAACUCUGCUGCUGCCGCCUCCUCCACGGCCUCGCUGGCUCAGGAAGCAUGCAAAAGUUUACUCAACAAGAAGUCCGACUCAGCCAAGCCCUCGACCAACAACAGUAAGAACAGUAUAGUGAGCGCCAUCAAUGCCCUGAAAGACAGCAACAUGGGAACCAACUCCCAGAUGGAAUCCCAGAGCACCGUGGUCCACAACCCCCCCGACGGUGUCAAGGGAUCAACGGAGAGCAAUGCAACCAAUGACGAGGAGGAGAUGAAGGCGGACAGCUCGGUGCUGAGUCAGAACAGUGCCACAGAGGAGAUGCCCCUCCUCCUCUCCUCAACCCAGAGUUCACCUGCCACUGUUCCGCCGAAUGACAUAAAGCGCAUGGCAUGGAACAGCACGGGCAACAGCAGCUCCUACCCCGAGUCAGAGCAGGCUCAGUCUGCCCCCGACGCGGCUCCACUAGGGGGCAGCGCCGUCCCAGCUAAGACCAACACGCAGCUGACUCGCAAACAGGAGAUAAUCAAGAUAACAGAGCAGCUGAUUGAGGCGGUCAAUAAUGGCGAUUUUGAUGCUUACACGAGGAUUUGUGAUCCUGGGCUCACCUCUUUUGAACCUGAGGCUCUAGGGAACCUGGUCGAGGGCAUGGACUUCCACAAGUUCUACUUUGAGAACUUGCUGAGCAAGAACAGCAAGCCCGUGCACACCACUCUGCUCAACCCCCACGUGCACCUGAUCGGCGAGGACGCGGCGUGCAUCGCCUACAUCCGCCUCACCCAGUUCCUGGACUCCACGGGCCGCCCGCGCUCCAGCCAGUCGGAGGAGACCCGUGUGUGGCACCGCCGCGACGGCAAGUGGCUCAACGUGCACUUCCACUGCUCAGGGGCCCCGGCCGCGCCGCUCCAGUGAUCAGUAGUCCAGAGGCUCCAGUCUACUGGAGUGUGCGUUUUUGGGGGGCAGUUUUUUCGGCGAGUGUGUUUAAGGGGCCCGUCCUCUGCGUGGAUUGGCUAAUGCCUAGGAGCCCGGCCGGGCAAGAUUGCAUCCCUCUCCACGACACCAACCAAUCCCAGUCCCUCCUUUGACCUGCUGGGGGCCGGCCGAACACAGACUCCGCCCCCAUGGGAUGAUGCAUGCAACUGGCGCCUGACCGGAGGGCGCACCUUAGCCCUCUGACCCCCCUCCCCCGGCGGCCAUCUUUUUUCUGCCCGUGCAAGACGAGACACCCUGGGGGAGACAGCGUUUACAGUUGAACUUGUGACAGUUUAUGAGUAUGAGUAAUGAAUAUAUUGUUAAUUAUGACUAGCUGUACCAGAAAAAUCACCAAAACACAACCAACCAAGCAUUUAUAUUUACUAUCUUAAAAAAAAAAAAAAAAAAGGGAGAAGCGGCGAGAGGGGGGGGGGGGAGAGAUUGGCGGCAGCGACAGCCGAACUGGGAUUUUAACCGUGCACCCGCAGCAGGGGGGGUCUCUAGUGGACCCCAGGGGCAGACGGCGCUGUGCUGGGUACCGGCAUUUUGAUGUGUAUAUGACGUAGGGAUGCUUUCCUCUAGGUAAGCAGUCCAGCUGGCAUGGGGGGGGGGGUGGGGGGGGGUUGUUGUCAGACUGGAACGGAGUCAGCAGGAGAAACUAACCGGAAUGAAACGAGCAAGCUUGAUAUCAACGACAUGAAGCACCAAAGUGUAGAACUUUACGCUUUUUCUGUGUACUCAUGUGUGUUUUUCCGUGUGCCGUUCGUCGCCGUUCUGUCGAGGGGUGCUGACGUGGGGGUGGGGGUGGGAGGGGCGGGUGGCUGGGUGGGAGAUGGACGUGUGUUUUAUUGUGUUUUUAGCGUCCCCGUUGCGUUCCUCUUUAAAAACUAGCGUCUGCCUGAACUACUUUUUAAGCAAGCUUUCUGUUCCUUUCCGUUCUUUCGUUUUUUUCCACACGGGGACUUUUAUCGUGCAAGUGUUGGAGCGGCCCGGUGCGCCGCGCUGUGAGCGAGGGCGUGCAUGUGUUGCGGCGCAAGGAGAGGCUGCGGCGGGUAUGGCGUCUGCGAUUUGCAUGUUUGACCGCGACCGUCUCCUUCACUCUCCCUCGCCCCCCACCCCUUCCCAUAUCCACCCUAAUCCCCGAACUCCUUGCCUUCUCCUCAACCUAACCCCAAACUCCUUGCCCCCAUGUCCUCCUCCCCCCAAACCUUUCCUCUUAACCCCCCCACCCCCCACGGCUGUCCCCCUCCUCUGCUUCUGGCUCUCAAGGGAACUGACGUCCUGUUCUGUUAUCACUGUGUAUAUGCAGUGUCUUCUGUAUAGAUAAAUGUAGAGAAAAGUGUAAUAUAUGUACAUGCAUCCAAGAGACUCUUGUCCUGUGCGUCGGCUGUGGGAUUUAGCCGAUGGUACCCUGCAAUGUCCCCCAUCCCCCCCCCCCCUCCUCCCCCAUUGUUCGUUAAACAAAAGUAAACAAAACAAACAGCCGCAACUGUUUGUAACACGUGGUCGAUCGGGAGCUUUCUGAUGCGCUCCAACGCUCUCUUCCUCGGUAAACCGGACUUGAGAUUCCGGCAAUUUACGAUUGAUUUAAAGUACUUGGGGGUACUUUCCCAGACUUAACUUCACCCAGAGUCCCUUACGGACGUCUGCACUUAGGCCGCACAAACAUAAACGCACGCACAUAUAUACAGACAAACACACACACGCGCACAAGUUGCCACGUCUUGUCCCAUGGCCACUUCACUGUGUUCGGAGGAUGUGAUCAUUUGACUUUUAAAGGGAAAACUGGUGUACCCACGUGCUGUUUGACCAGCCGAGUGGAAACCUCUGUCGUUGCUUCCCCAGCCCCCCUCCCCAAAAAUAUAUUGUAUUUUAUGAGUCGUUCACAAAAGGCACACACACACACGUGCAUACCUGUCUAUACCAAACGCACGUGGGGAGGGGAACUGUUGCCUAUCCGCACCAGAGCUCGGUGGUGUGUGCGCGACAGCGAGGUCGUUCUGUGCUAAUCCAACGUGUCCGUUCCUCCGUCCGUCGUGAGUCUCGACCAGCCCCCCCUCCCAUCGGUCCUCUGAUGUCCCCCGACCCUGUUGCUCUCGUAGUGCUUCGUUGGUCUGUAGCUCCUCUUGUCGUUUUCACUCGUUGCUGGAUUGUCGUUUUCUCUGUUCCGUUUCUCUGUCUUUUGUUUUCGUCGUCGUCGUCGCCGUUGAACUUGUCUCUUUUGCAGUUUUUUGUAAUAUAACGCUCUGCCAAGCUAGAGUUCUGCACUCUCCCUCAGACCGAUACACACACACACACACCUACACACAAAAACCCGCACCCACAACCGCACACAAACACACACACAAACCUGCACUUAAGCACCCGCACAAAAUAAAAGGGAGUUUGGAUCGAGGUUAACAAUUAUGAUCAGAGAUGAAUUAAGGCUCAGUUAAAUGUUUCUGUUGUCGACCCCGGGAGUUUUUUGAGAAUUCUGCCUGCUCAGUAGAGGGAGAGGGAGAGUGCAAGAACGAGGAAGGGAGAGAGAGAGAGAGGGGUGCUGGUUUCAAAACCCGGCACCACCAGACCGGGAGACCUAGUUAUAUGCAUGUUUCAGUUAAGCAUUUCCGCCAUGUUCCUGCCUUAUUAAAAAGGACAGGGGAUGGCGUUUCUAAUAUAUAACGAUAUUUGCAUCUUUGAAACGAGAGCCGCCUCCAUCCAGAAUGUUGAAAUAAUAGGUGACAUGAAAAAUAAAAAAAUAAAAUACGUUUAAAAAAUCUAUAUAUCAACUAAAGGAUUGAGGAGCCGUAGCUUGGUUUGAGGCCCUUGAUGUUAGUAUUUUUUCCCUGCGUUGUAAUGAUAUACUAUUGGGCUGCGCUUCCGUCCCCAGCCGCCUCCAUGUGGAUGCUGGUGUUUUUUUGCAUGAUCAUGUUGUACACUGAAAUACAACCAUGAAUUGACAACUAUCAAGUGUUUGUCUGAGUGUUAGUUGGUCUUCAUCAUAGCUUUGUUAUUCUUCAAAAACUUGGAUCUUGAAAGUAUUUAAUAAAAAUACUAUUUCAGCACUGG